Messenger RNA from Fusarium venenatum, 1170 nucleotides. RefSeq lists its product as uncharacterized. Gene Ontology annotation, cellular component: membrane. Gene Ontology annotation, biological process: transmembrane transport. NCBI's taxonomy places the organism in Eukaryota, Fungi, Ascomycota, Sordariomycetes, Hypocreales, Nectriaceae. The record is from RefSeq and is a predicted model, not a curated record.
AUGGCUUUUGUAGCUAUCUCUUCAUGGCAGAGCCACCCAGACGACUUCGGCUCUAGUUACGGUAUCGAUCGCAGCUUACUCUCAGCUGGACAAGGACCACUCUGGGCCACUGUCUUUCAAGUCACUGGUUUUUUACGGCAUCUUCAGUUCAUACUUCUAUCCACAUCUAUCACCAUAGAGUAUCCAGGCUUUUUUAUCCCAGUAACAAACAAAGUGGCCUGGGCUUCUUUGUUAUUCUGGAAGGGGCCACUCCAUCACGGGCAUUCAUCCCCAGGAAUCGACGGCGGUAUGUACGUGAGCAACGCUACAUACGGGCUCGAUUUCGUCACCGUGACUCUUGGAUACCCGAACAUGCUUAACACACUAUGGAACUCCCUGUUCAACCUUGCUAUGCUUCUUGUUCUGGCUUUCGUUAUCUUCUUAAGCCUCAUUUGGUAUCUAUCGGAACGCCAAACAUCAUCGCCGUCCCUGUCCUCGAUCAUGACAAAAGCGGUGGGAGUAACUGCCAACAUUGCGCUGUGCUUCUUCAGUGUCCCUCUACUAUUAUUCAUGGCUUACGAUCUGGUGCUUGUGGGCUAUCUGCCUAAUUAUAGGAUCGGCUUAGCGGUGCUUAUGAUGCUUAUCAUUAUUGGGGCUAACUCCUUUUUCGCUACUCGAAUUAACAGGCGUUCAAUUCACCAUCCCUUCUUGGCACCCGAGCAACCACAAAUGGACGAUAACGCGAUAACUUACAAACAAGCUUGGGGCUACGUUCGCCGCCAUUUUUCGCACUCCCUCCCAUUUUUUCAGGCUAUCUUUAUAGGUGCCUUGCAGGAUUACCCUAUGGCUCAGAUAUUUGCCCUGGUAAUAACUGAAUGCAUUUCUUCUGUCGAACUGGCCCUUCAAAACGGUCUGCAAUUUUACACCACAACGUCAACAUAUUUCUCAGUUGUGCGGCUUCUUGCAGCACUAUCGAGCUUUGUGUUUAUAUUGUCUGAAAGCCAGGCAAUGAAACAGUGGGCUGGGUACAUUGUGCUGGGCCUACAUGGGGCAGUGAUUCUGCCUGGUUUCGCACUUAGAGCAGUCUAUCAGUUAUUGCCAUGCAUAAGUCGAAGAAAGCUAGGAAAUUCUGACGGUCUCCAGGCCGAUGAGAACGAUCAAGAAUUAGCUAUUAUUCCUGUAAGUUACUAA